Molecule: messenger RNA, 756 nt
Organism: Anopheles funestus (African malaria mosquito)
Lineage: Eukaryota; Metazoa; Arthropoda; Insecta; Diptera; Culicidae
Product: dTTP/UTP pyrophosphatase
Exons: 4
Coding region: 8-742 (244 amino acids)
Molecular function (GO): nucleoside triphosphate diphosphatase activity
Source: RefSeq, a predicted model, not a curated record
UCAGUUUAUGUUUAUCAACAUCCAAGGCGGAAUCUCAAAAAUUUGCUUACAUUCAAAACGUUACCCUACCACGUGCAGUGUACAAAUAUUAACUUCUAGCAAUAGCUUAAGUAAUAUGCUGAAACCAAUACUCCAUCAAAUCGGAGCGAAACGGGUUGUACUUGCCAGUGGUUCCCCGCGUCGACAGGAGUUGAUACAAAAUUUGGGUAUAUCUAACGUUCAGCUAUGUCCAUCAACGUUCGAGGAAAACCUGGACCCGUCGCUGUAUUCUUUCAGCGAUUAUGUAGCCAUGACGGCACUCGGCAAAGUGCGCGAAGUUUAUGAGCGCCUGUCGAAAGAUGAUGCAACGAAAGCGGACGUUGUGAUCGGGGCAGACACCAUGGUCACGAUGGAUGGACAGAUGUAUGGUAAACCGAAAACACCGGAACACGCAUUUGAAGUGUUGCAAAAGCUCGUUGGACGCACUCAUACUGUAUACACCGGAGUAGUAAUAAAGUAUCACGAGAAGGAGGUAAAGUUUACGGAAUCCUGCAAGGUACAUUUUGGCAAAGCAACUGAUGCUCAGAUUCAAGCGUACGUCGACACAGGUGAACCCCUUGACAAAGCUGGAGGGUACGGUAUUCAAGGAUUAGGUGGCAACUUCGUAGAAAGAAUUGAAGGAGAUUAUUUUACCGUUGUUGGCUUACCAAUGUACCGGCUUUCUGUAGAACUGUGUAAAUUGUUCGACUAUCACGUAGAAUGAGAGUUUUAAGAUAA